AUGAGCAGAAGGAAACAGACCUUCGUUGUAAGAGAUGAUGCUUCGCAGUCCCAGAAUGACAUGGGUGCACCAUCGCCUAAACGAUCAAAAGAUGCUGCACGAAAGCGACUAGAGAGAGAAAAUGAAAGCGAAGAGCAGACUGCGGCUCGACAUCUCACGAACUCCCGAAGUUAUGCAAAAUCUAGGGAAAACGAAACUGUCCCCGAGACUUUAGCAAGGCUAGAACGGCGGAGAACUAAUCGAAUUAAUGCAGCUGAUCGCAGAAUACAAGCUACUUGCCGAAUGGCAUUAAUCAACGAAAUAGACGAGUCUCAAUUUCCCUUACACAAUAUUGGACAAUUUGAUGUUAUUUGCAAUGACUGCAAUGCUAUUCAUUUUGAAAACGAAAGAGCAGGAGAUGGAAAAUUUACUGUUUGUUGUAAUAAGGGUAAAGUAAAAUUACCCGAAAUUCAGACCAAUGAUUACAUUAAGGGAUUGUUGACAGGAACAGACCCUGAUUCAAAGCACUUUUUUGAUAACAUCCGAUCCUAUAAUAGUGCAUUUGGUUUUGCAUCUGUUGGAGCUCAAAUUAGAGCACCUCCAGGUUUCGGCCCGUACUGCUUUAGAAUCCAUGGUCAAAUAUACCAUAGAACAGGAAGAUUACAUCCUGAAGGGAGUGAACCUAGGAAGUAUGCUCAAAUUUAUAUUCUUGAUCAAGAACAAGCUACUGCCCAGAGAAUGAAUCAACCAGCCAACGCAAGUUGUAAAGAGCGCAUAAUGACAAAAUUAUUUGAUAUAAUGCAGCACAAUGAUCUUGCAAAAGCAUACAAAAUGUUAUAUGAAGUUGAACAGGAGGAGAAAGAUAAGGCAGCUCGCGAAGGACGAGUAGAAAAUCAGAUUUCGAUGGCCAUUUUACAAAACCGAAAUUCUGAUCCAAGGCGAUAUAAUGUCCAACGGAGCAAUGAAGUUGCAGUUAUUUUUAGCAACACAGAUGGAGAACCCCCACUAGAAAGAGAUCUAUUGGUUCACCUAAGAUCAAGAGGACAAAAUGUUCAUGGAACUAAAAGAAUUAGCAUUCUCCAUAAAAAUUUAGAUUCGAUGACAUAUCCAAUUUUUUAUCCUAAUGCGGAACAAGGUUGGGGUGAAGAUUUGACCCUGAUUAAUACUGGCAAUACGAGAAGAAACAAAGCAAGAGUGGCUGAUGAACUUGCAGCCGACUUGGCAAUUUUUAAUCCUGCUGAAGCCCCUGUAGCAACUAAUAAGCGGAAACGUGUAACUUUGAAAAUGUAUUAUUCGUAUUUAUUCUCGAUUAGAAAUCAGUUUAGUCCGAUUCUAAGCGGCGGAAAACUAACUCAACAAUAUUUUGUUGAUGCAUAUGUGAAAGCAGAGGCUAACGAUUUAAAUUAUAUCAGACACCAUCAAGGUGAUCUACGAGCUGAUUCAUAUUCAUCAUUAAUAGAUCAUGUUUCUGAAGCUCAUGAUGCAAUACCUGGAAAAAGAAUUAUUUUGCCCUCAACAUUUGAAGGGAGCCCGAGAAAUAUGAAUCAAAAAUACCAAGAUGCAAUGACUAUUGUUCGCAAGUUUGGGAAACCGGAGGAUUUGUUUGUCACAAUGACUUGCAAUCCGAAAUGGGAUGAGAUAGUUCAAAAUUUAAGAACCGGAGAGCGAGCAGAAAAUAGACCCGAUUUAGUAGCUAGAGUGUUUAAACUCAAACUGAAAGAACUUCUUGAUGAUUUGAUCGAAAAACAAGUCUUUGGUACAGUUUUGGCUAAAGUGCAUGUUAUCGAAUUUCAGAAACGAGGUUUACCUCAUGCUCACAUUUUGAUUAUCUUGAAACUGGAAGAUAAACCUAGAACAGCGACGUUGAUUGACAAAAUUGUUAAAGCAGAAAUUCCCAAUAAAGAUACACAUCCACGACUAUUUGAGGUUGUGACAAAAAAUAUGAUUCAUGGCCCGUGCAAUAAGCCAGGAUCUAGAUCACCAUGUUUAAUAACUAGACUUAAACCUAAAUGUUGUAAAGGAUUUCCAAAGCCUUUCCAAUCAGAAACACAAAACAAUGUCAAUGGUUAUCCAGCAUAUCAAAGACAAAAUUUAGGUACCGUGGUACUCGACAACCAAACUGAAAUUAAUAACAGCUGGGUUGUCCCUUACAACCCUUAUUUAAGUUUGAAAUACAAUUGUCAUGUUAACGUGGAAGUGUGUGCAUCUAUAAAAAGUGUUAAAUACCUCUUUAAAUAUGCCUACAAAGGACAUGAUUGUGCUAAUGCACAAAUAAGUAUCGAUGAAGUACAGACGCAUGUCGAUUCAAGAUACGUCAGCCCACCUGAAGCGGCCUGA
Molecule: messenger RNA, 2316 nt
Organism: Folsomia candida
Lineage: Eukaryota; Metazoa; Arthropoda; Collembola; Entomobryomorpha; Isotomidae
Exons: 1
Coding region: 1-2316 (771 amino acids)
Source: RefSeq, a predicted model, not a curated record